Messenger RNA from Lampris incognitus (smalleye Pacific opah), 2931 nucleotides. RefSeq names its product cilia and flagella associated protein 251 (gene cfap251). The coding region runs from base 1 to 2931 and encodes 976 amino acids. Gene Ontology annotation, molecular function: protein binding. The transcript has 20 exons. The record is from RefSeq and is a predicted model, not a curated record. Gene Ontology annotation, cellular component: sperm flagellum. Lineage: Eukaryota; Metazoa; Chordata; Actinopteri; Lampriformes; Lampridae.
AUGUCGUAUAAUGACACUGAUAAAAAUUACCUCUUGGAAAGUCUGCGAGAAAAACAGCAAAAUACCGACACCACGGAGGACGAGAAUGUCAUCGAUGAUGAAGAGGAUCUCAGUCCAGAACAGGAGGGCAGUGAGGAGGGAGAGAGGAGGGAUCCAGGUGGAACUGGUCCAUCAGAGAGUGCUCAACCAAAGUCGACAGGGGAUUCAUUUACCUCUCAAACAUUGGAAUGGGCCUUUGGGAUAAAUCGUGCUCUACCUGUCUUCAGUCUGCAAGACGAGGAUCAGCUAGUGAUCCUGUAUGCUGGCUCCCAUGUUGGUGUCAUGUACAAUCACACCUCAAACUCCCAGCACCUACUUCAGGGUCACAGCAACCCCAUUUCUUGUUUGUGUGUGAGUGCAGACAGACGCUGGCUUGUGACUGCAGACAAGGGACAUGAAAGCCUGGUUAUUAUUUGGGACUCUUACUCUGGGAUCCCUGUGCGUACAUUAUUUGACUGUCAGCCUGAAGGGGGUUGCAUAGCUUUAGCAUUGUCCAAGGACGUCAAACACCUGGCAAUUCUUGGGGCUGGAGAAGUUCAGCAUGUAUGUAUUUGGGACUGGACAAGUGAGAACGAGAAGCCUUUGUGCGUUACUGAACUCAGUCUUCAGCAUGGUUUUCAAAAUUACAUAAUUUUCAAUCCCAAUGACAGCACUGAACUGCUCAGCAAUAGCAAGAGCCAAGUGUUAUUUUACAAAAUGACCAAGAGAAGUCUGGAAUAUGCUGCCCCCAAGCUCCUCGAUAAGACUUUCAACAGUGUUGUGGGUGUAAUCAGUCAGUCUGUGUUUCACAUGAAGGGGGUUCAGGCUCUAACAGCCACUGUAGCAGGAAACCUUGUGCUCUGGGAUAUGGUUGGGGGCUCUUCCAAAACGCAAAACACCAACAGACAAGCCAUCAAGCUCAUCCCACUUCAAAAAGAUCCCAUCACUGUGCUCACCUUAACUGACAGCUAUAUCAUAACAGGUGAUUCUCUUGGCCAUAUAAAAUUUUAUGAUGAAAACUUCAGGAUCAUCAGCUGGUACAGUGAGUUCAGCCUAGAUGCAAUAGCAUCCAUCUCCUUUUCCAAAGAGUGUCCUCCCAGCCAGGGAUAUCAAGAGGACUGCACUAUAGAGGCCAGACCAUUUGUUACCAGGAACUUUGUUGUGUCCACAGUCAGCUCAACAGUGGUACAUGUGAAAGCACAGGGGGAUGUGCUUCAAACAUUGUUAUGUGAACAUUGUGAACCUCUGCAAGCAGUGGCUUGCCAUCCCAAACAGCCAAUUGUUGCGAUGGGCAGUCACAGUGGUAUCUUGAAGGUGUGGGACUAUAGCAGCAAAAUGACAAUCUCCAGCAGGGUUUUUGAGACCAAGCAAAUUCAGUGUAUCGCCUUUGACCCCCAAGGGUUUUACUUGGCUGUUGGCUUUGCCAGUGGAGCUCUCCAUAUACUGGAUGCUUGUACUUUACAAAGUGAUGCAGAAGGCUGUUUUGAUUUCUGCCAAGACAGCAUCAGUCACAUCAGGUUCUCCCUAGACUCCCAGUAUCUGGCCACUGCAGAUACUGGAAAAGCAGUGACAGUGCUCCGCUUACAGACCAAUACUGGGUUGCAGCAUUGGAAAUGUUUAGGCAGACACCAUUCACACUACAAACCCAUCAGAGACAUUCUAUUUGGGGUGUACGUGGACAGCCCUCGACCCAGACUGCUUUCUGUGGGCAUGGAUCGCAGACUUGUAGAGUAUGAUCUGGACAACAGCGAUGAGAACAAACUGCUGAUUUUAAACUCAGUGCGGCUUGAGCAAAGUGCUGUGCCUACUUGCAUGACUUGGUAUCCUCCCCUCACUACUGAGCACUUUGUUCUCACUGCCUCAGACCAGUACAAGAUGAAGCUUUUCAACAGCUCUACCAAGAUGUGCAGAAAGACUCUGCUUGGUCCAACCUAUGGCUCUCCAGUUGAAAAAAUUGUUGUACUUCCCAUUUCUAAGGAACAUGACAUAGGCUCCUAUUACUUAGCAUAUAUCACAAAGGACAAGGUGGGCAUACAGAUUCUUCCCCUUGAUGGGAACCCCUACAAGUCCAGUGCUUUGCUCUGCCAUCCAACAGGAGUGUCAACUUUGGCCUGCUCUUAUGAUGGUCGAUACGUUUUUACCGCUGGUGCAUCUGACUGCACUGUCUUAUCAUGGGAGGUCAGCCUAAGUGCCUUAGAGGCAGCAGCUGCCUUGGGAGGAAAGGACUUGACACCCUACUACACUCUUGUAGAAGGAGGGAGAGAUGGGGAUUUCUUUAGAGAAAUGGAAAGCUUUUUCUAUUACUGCCAGCUGCAUAAUCAAGGCAUAGAUUCCAUGGAGAAACGACAGGUGUCUACACGAAUCCCCUUGACAGAGGUUCCUUCUUUGAUGCGGGCUCUAGGCUUCUUCCCUACUGAGCAAGAGCUGGAAGACAUACGAAUUGAGGUCAAGCUCUGCAAUUACGCUGAAACUGGUAAAUAUGUGACUGACAUAAACCUGGAGGAGUUUAUCAAGCUGUACAUUAAUCACCGGCCAGCCUUUGGCAUCUCCAAAGAUGAAAUAAUGCAGACUUUUCAAGUCUUGGGUGACUUUGAUAUGAUGGGAGAGCCCAUGCUGCAGAGAAAUAAGCUCCUUGAACUCCUUCAGGCCAGAGGCGAACAUAUGACUGAGGAUGAGGUGGUAGAGUGCUUUACAACACUUUUAGGGGUUAAGUCAGAGGGAGAAAAAUCAAAGCCAGAGACCAAUGAAAGUGAAGAAACGGAAUAUUCACUGGAAUAUUCCAUCCCAGAUGAGAUAACCAUGGAGACUUUCACAGGUCACAUCUUGGGCAUCCCAUCAUAUACAAUAGAGCCUGGAAAGUCAUCCACUCCGGAGUUAAACAACACUGACAGUCUGCUUAUGUCUCCAAUCUGA